Messenger RNA from Chara braunii, 2264 nucleotides. The record is from the annotation of a GenBank genome assembly. Lineage: Eukaryota; Viridiplantae; Streptophyta; Charophyceae; Charales; Characeae.
GGAGGGCGACGAGGAGCCCAAGGGGGGUGGAUCUCAUGUAGAGGAUCCUAUGUCAGAGCCGGUGCCACCUACUAUUCUGGGCCUGUCGCCUACACGACUUGCUGCGCAGACAGGUGCAGCAGCUACAGAUGAUGAGGGUGGGACGGAGGGGGGUGCAGACACCGGUGAAGGGCAGAACAACAAUCAGCAGAUGGUGGUGAAGAAGCAAACCACAAUCAGGAAUCGGAUCGACAAUGCUGCCCAGAAGAAGUUGGGCAUUGCUUGGGCAGAGGCAAUGUUCAGGGCAGACAUUGCUUUCAACUUCCUGAACUUCGACACGACGCAGGCUCGUCAUGAUGCGUACUUGGAAGUUGCCAAUGCAAGGCCGAAAGUGAAGCUGCCUACUUACAAGCAUAUGCGGAUGAUGAUGUUGGACUGCAUGUACUUGAAGGUUGAAAAAGCAGUCAACCCCAUGACUGUGUGUUGGGACAAAACUGGUUGCACGUUCAUCACAGACGGAUCGACUGAUCGCAAGAACAGGCCGGUGAUGAACUUCUUGGCAGCAGGGGAGAAAGGAGCCGUUCUUGUGACCACGGUUCACAUGACAGGGAGGAAGAAGAACGCGGCAGCAUUGGCGAAGCUAUGGGAGCAGAUGUUGCAGAGGGUAUUGAACAGGGAGCAUGUGUUGGCCGAGAUGGUGGAUGAGAAGUUUGCUGCGAGGUGGAGGUCGUUGAGGUGGUUAGGAAAGAAGUUGCAGAGAAAGGCUGACCUUGUGUACUUCAAACUGCGGUCCGAGACUUGGUGGGCGGAGGUCAAGAAAAUUGUGGCAAUCAUAGAGCCGGCGUACAGUCUGCCGAAAAGGAUGGACAAGGAACUAGUCCGUCCCACCAACCUUGUAGAGUUUAAUGAUAUGAUUGCAAGAAAAUUGUCAAAUAUCGUGCUCACGAAGACGGAGAGGAAGGACGUUAUGGCUAAGGUGACCGAUCGCGUGCAGAUGAUGAGACAGCCCGCACAGACAACUGCCUUUCUUCUUGAUCCCCGAAGGAGAGACCCCGGUUGGCUGAACGAUCCGCACAGCGCCCUCGUGCGAAAUGCAAUGCGUUUCUUGAUGAGGCAGAUUGGACACGAGUGGAAUUCGAAGAAGCACGUUGACAUGUGGGAUCAGCUGUGGGAGUUCUUGAGAGAGCCUGUGGAAGGGAAAGUCCGGAAAGAUGAAAACAUGUGUACAGAUCGUGCAAGGGAAGGAGCAACGAAACGUGCACCUCAAGACUGGUGGGGAUUAUACGGUGGAGAUGUCCGGGACUUGCAGAAGAUUGCCAUGAGAGUGUUGGGAAUGUGGAGCACAACCACACCUGCAGAGCGCAAUUGGGCAUCGAUGGACUUCGUCCAUUCGAAGCGGAGAAACAACCUCUCGCCGGAGUCGUUGGAGAAGCUUGUCUACAUUCACUGGAACAUGCAACUGUUGCGCGUUCCAGACAGCAAGGAGAGUGGCUACAUUGACAUGUGGGGGUCCUUCUUCGAGCCUUUGAUGGAGCCGACGCCAGAAGAGCAGUCUGUUGAGGAGGGCACGAUGGACAAGAUUGCGUACAGUGUGGACGAGGAAAAGAGGCAACGGAGAUUGGCAAAUGCUCCUAAAGGACAUGUUCCAAAGGGACUUGCGGUUGAUGACUCCACCAGGAGCAGCGACUUCGAGGAUUUCAUUGGGAAGGGGAAGUGUUGGAACGAAUCCACUUCCGACGAGAGCGAGGACGAGGAUGACAUAGGCGAGGACUCCGAUUUCGAGUUGGGGGCCAAGCCAGCAGUACCCGCCACCACAUACGUCAGUCGGAUGCUUGGGAAGCGAAAAAAGGAGGCUGAGGAACUAUUGUCCAAGCUAGUUAUGAGGGUGGACACAGACAUUGAGUUCUUGACACACACGGUGUCUGAUGCAGUUAACCCAGCGAGUGACGCACAUGACCCGCCGCUUGACGCAGACGAAGAGGAAGCAGCGCGGGCAAAAGCCGUGGCGGACAAAGAUGUUGCUCUUGUUCAGAAGCAUAUGCAGGAGGAGGAGGCUCGGCGUGCUGUUGUCCCGACACGAAGGGAAAGACAGAGACAAACAACCCAGGUUGAGAAACAACGCACACAUCACGUGAUCGACAAUGUGGAAAAGGAGGCGGAUGCGCAUGCACGACAUAAAGGUUGUUCGUAGAUUGUUGGAGAGGACGUUUAAGGAGUCGAGGGAGAAAAACAGCAGCAGGAAAAAAAUGAGGAACAUGAAGAAGCAACAAAUUUGCAGCAGGAGG